AUGGACCGCAGCCUGGACGAGAUCAUCGCUGAGCGACCUAAUCAGAAUCAAAACCAGAACCGAGGCCGUCGCCCUCAGGGCCAAGGCCAAGGCCGUCGCCGUGAUGGCGUGAAAAAGUCCUACAAAGAAGAACGAGUCGAUUUAGAUCUUGAUUGGGUCCAUGACAGAUAUGAAGACGACAGAGACACACGCCCUGCCCGUGCCCCUCGACGUCCUCGCGGCGAUCGCUACUCCCCCGCCGGUGAACACUCCGCGACCGGUUCGAAGAUUCGCGUUGAAAACCUUCAUUACGAUAUCACAGAGAGCGACCUUGAGGAUCUCUUCACCCGAAUUGGACCCAUUACGAACCUCUCCCUUGUUUACGACCGGGCUGGACGCUCGGAAGGCGUUGCCUACGUUACCUACAACCGUGUGAGCGAUGCGAGAACGGCGAUAUCCGAAUUUGACGGCGCAAACGCCAAGGGACAGCCCAUCCGUUUGGCCUUGGUUGCCGCCGGCAGCGGUGGCGGAAGACGGGAUCGCAACCCCUUUGACAACGUUGAACGGCCCAAGGGAAGUCUCUUUGACCGAGUGGAGCGCCCACGCAAUGCCCGAAGCCUGAGCCCCGGAAGCGAUCACGGUGAUGCCGAUGACGGAGCGCGCCGUCGUCGUGGCCGUCGCGGCGGCGCAGGCGGCCGGCGCAGCGACGUCUCGAAGCCAGCUCCCGACCAUAUUGACCGGUACGUGCCGGGCCAGCGGUCGCCAGUACGGCGGAGCGCCAACGGCAGACGACAGGGGGAGCGACGCGAUGAUCGGGGUCGAGGCGAGGGUCGUCGCAACCCCAACGCCAGGCCGAAGAAGACGCAGGAGGAACUUGAUCAGGAGAUGGAUGACUACUGGGGCGGUGCAAACGCCGGUGCUGGUACUGCAGACAAGGAGGCUGUGCAGGAUGAGCCUCAGCAGAUUGCUCCCGCAACUUCUGCUGCUGCGGGUGAUGACGAUGUGGAUAUGAUUGAGUAA
Molecule: messenger RNA, 999 nt
Organism: Aspergillus clavatus NRRL 1
Lineage: Eukaryota; Fungi; Ascomycota; Eurotiomycetes; Eurotiales; Aspergillaceae
Product: putative RNA binding protein
Exons: 7
Coding region: 1-999 (332 amino acids)
Biological process (GO): mRNA export from nucleus
Cellular component (GO): nucleus
Molecular function (GO): mRNA binding
Source: RefSeq, a predicted model, not a curated record